Spirometra erinaceieuropaei is the source of this 2159-nucleotide messenger RNA. The record is from the annotation of a GenBank genome assembly. NCBI's taxonomy places the organism in Eukaryota, Metazoa, Platyhelminthes, Cestoda, Diphyllobothriidea, Diphyllobothriidae.
AUGAUACGUGAAGCAGCACUGGAGAACAAAUUUCGAAAGCUGCCCAAUCCAACGUCGCCCAGAAACGACAAACGGGUGCACAACCUGUCAUCAAAGGAGCUGGCGAAUGAUCAGAUGCAGGUUUUACGGCACGAAGCUUCAUUUAACACGGCUGACGCCAAAACUGUUAACAUGAUUGCAGCAGUGGAAUCAAUCCUUUAUCAGACGGAGGCAACGGAGGAGACUAAGAACCUCAUCCGACACCAAGUGUCGUCUCUCCUAAUGGCCCACAGGCCGCGGGAAGUGCUUUCCAAGAUCGAACGUGAUGCGCUCAGAGAACUCAAGGCCGACAAAGACCUGGUCAUCGUGCCAGCGGACAAACGACGCGCCACAGUUGUACUGGACAGGACAGACUACCUUCAAAAAGCCAAAGGUUUACUGGAGGACCGACAGUUUUAUGUCCCCUGUGCAACGAACCCCUUAAAGGCGCUGACACGCGAAAUUAAUGCUACGUUGUUGGCCUUGGAGAACUCAGGUGCAAUAACACCGACCGACAGACGCAUGGCGAGACCCCAAGAUACGGCUUUGGCCCGAUUCUAUGGCCUCCCUAAGGUGCACAAAGACGGCGCUCCUCUCCGACCCAUCGUGUCGCUCAAAGGGACUCCAACGUACGGACUGGCUAAGUGGCUGUUCCGGCGUCUCAAUUUCCUGACCGCUGAGUCAGACACCACGGUCUCUUCGUCGGCACAAUUCCUGCAGAAACUAAAGGGGUAAGUAUCCAUCCAAAUGAGGUCAUGGUAUCUUUUGAUGUUACAUCCCUAUUUACUUCUAUUCCCCAGGACCUGGCGAUCGAGACAAUUGAGCGGCUAGUACAAAGCAAAUACGAUGAAACGGAGAACCGUCUUGGACACGCCCAAGUCCUUCAGCUCUUGAAGCUCUGUCUCAGGACGUACUUCACGUUCGACGGGACAAUCUACGAACAGGUGAAGGGCACACCAAUGGGUUCGCCGGUUUCGGGAUUCAUCGCCCAGGCGGUCCUGCAACGGUUAGAGUCGCUGGUCUUCCAACACCACAGACCGAAAUUCUGGGCCCGGUAUGUGGAUGAUACCUUCGUCGUCAUCGAACGGGAUCAGGUGUUGACAUUCCAAGAACAUCUCAACGCCGUCUUCCCGGACAUUCAAUUUACGAUGGAGGAGGAAGAGAACAACCAGCUGGCCUUCCUGGAUGUCCUCGUAUGCCGCAAGGAUUGUGGUGGACUAAAGACCAAAGUGUUCAGGAAAGCGACAAAUACGAUGCAAGUACUGAACUUCAACAGUAACCACCCAAUCAGCCACAAACGCAGUUGUGUAAGGACGCUCUAUCGGCGUGUCGAAACGCACUGCAGUGAGCCGGAAGACAAAAUUGCUGAACUACAAUACCUCCGACGGGUAUUCAAAACCAAUGGCUACCCGCGCAACUUCGUCGACCGGUGCAUACGCAAAAGGGGCGAAAGGCCUAACCGCACGGACACCAAGUCUUGGCGGGCACUUCCGUAUGUCAAGAACGUUUCGGAAGCUGUCGGCCGCCUUCUCGCACCACUUGGGGUUGGAGUGGCAUACAGACCGGAGGCAACCAUCAGGCGUCUGAUCAUGAAACCGAAAGACCCACUGCCACGGCUAGAAACGUCUGGAGUAGUUUAUCGGAUCUGGUGCAGUUGCGGACAAAGCAACUACGUCGGAGAAACCGGAAGACAGCUCCGGACGAGAAUGGCCGAACACGCGGCAGCGGUGCGCAGAAAUGACGCCAGCUCUCAAGUUGCAGCUCAUUCGACGAGAUCCGGCCACACAUUUAAAUUCGAUGAGGCCAAAAUUCUCGCAAGAGGUGACAAACGAGUGAGCCGGGAGCUACUGGAAUCAUGGUUUACUGGCCUCCAGUCCAUCAACAAGUGCAACGAUCUUCCCAUUCCAUACUCCGUACUGAAACUUCGCCUAGGCGGGGUAACAAGCCAUGCGGGGAGCGCAGAGGUGAACACUUUUCCCAACACCGGGGUCGAUGCGUCAGAUGGUCGAGCAAUCAUCACGCCAACAUCCAACGCACGUGAUGAAAUUGCAGCAAUUAUCGACUCGAAUGUCGGCCGUCAAGCAAUGAUCACACCAAGUGCGACAAUCCCGAAUGAAGGGGGGAGCCGUGAAUGUUCAUAG